AUGUCACAGAAACUUUGCUGCGUGCCUGGUUGUGUGGAAAGUGGAGAUACACAUCCGGUGCUACAUCUCUUUCCCAACCCCGACAAGUACCCAGAUCGAUUUAGAUCAUGGGUAAUGGCUGUUGGAGGAGAUAUAUUGGGCCUGCGUAAUCUGUACAUCUAUGCCAAUCGCAAUUUGCACAAGGUACCUCAGUUUACUAUAAGAGACCGGAGACACCUCAGUGCUGUUGAGAAUAAACCUUCAACAUCUACAGACACCAGUGCACUUUUUGGCCCAGUAUUUAAUAUGAGUCAUCAUCUCUUCCAAGAAAGUAUGCCCUCAAUUACUAAAGAUAUUGGAAACAAAGAAAAUGUGGCACAUUCAUCACUCCAGGCAAAUGUUGCUAGUGUUACAAAGCCUACUACUAUGGACAUUGAAUACAACAUUUGUAUCUCAGAUGUACAGAUGCCUACACAAAAGCCAUCAAGCACUACCAAUCCACUAGAACAAAUGAUAACAGGUAAUUAUUCAAACACAUAA
This is a messenger RNA of Chilo suppressalis (striped riceborer), 519 nucleotides long. The record is from the annotation of a GenBank genome assembly. Lineage: Eukaryota; Metazoa; Arthropoda; Insecta; Lepidoptera; Crambidae.